Messenger RNA from Saxophila tyrrhenica, 2436 nucleotides. RefSeq names its product ATP-dependent RNA helicase dbp4 (gene DBP4). The transcript has a single exon. The record is from RefSeq and is a predicted model, not a curated record. Gene Ontology annotation, cellular component: nucleus. Gene Ontology annotation, biological process: rRNA processing. NCBI's taxonomy places the organism in Eukaryota, Fungi, Ascomycota, Dothideomycetes, Mycosphaerellales, Extremaceae. The coding region runs from base 1 to 2436 and encodes 811 amino acids. Gene Ontology annotation, molecular function: ATP binding; nucleic acid binding; RNA helicase activity.
AUGGCGAUAGCACAGAACACCGGUCGCAUACGGCCGACGAAGCCGAAGAAGAAUGCGCAGAAGCAGAAGCGCAAACGAGACGAUGUCGACGCCAACAAACUUCAGGAAGCCGUCGACCAGAUCGAUGUCAAGAGCACAUUCACCUCCUUCUCCGAACUACCUCUCUCGGCACCGACAGAAGAGGGACUCAAGUCAGCGCACUUCUCCGCCCUGACCGAUAUCCAGGCCAAGGCUAUCCCCCGAGCGCUCCAAGGCUCAGACAUUCUCGGAGCGGCGAAGACGGGCAGUGGGAAGACUUUGGCUUUUUUGCUUCCAGUGCUGGAGAACUUGUACAGGGCACAAUGUAUCGGAGCAGAUGCGGGGCUGGGGGCUAUGAUUAUAUCGCCGACACGCGAGUUGGCCAUACAGAUCUUCGAGGUUUUGCGAAAGGUCGGAGGGAAGGGACAUCUGUUUGCGGCAGGACUUGUGAUCGGUGGGAAGGGAUUGCGGGAAGAAAGAGAUGCGCUGUCGAGGAUGAACAUCGUGGUGUGCACGCCAGGACGGAUAUUGCAGCACUUGUCGCAAACCUCAACCUUCAACGUGGACAACCUGCGCAUGCUGGUGCUGGAUGAGGCGGACAGGAUCAUGGAUAUGGGGUUCAAGAAGGACGUCGAUGCGAUCAUUGAAUACUUGCCAUCGGACCGGCAGACGAUGCUAUUCAGCGCCACGCAGACGAAGCGAGUGUCAGACCUCUCACGUCUUGCGCUGAAGGAGCCUGAAUACAUCUCUGUACAUGAGGCGGCGAGCACUUCAACACCGAAGUCACUGCAGCAGAACUACACCGUCACGCCACUACCAGAGAAGCUGGAUACACUCUGGUCUUUCCUGCAAGCCAGCAAGAAGUCCAAGAUCCUAGUGUUCCUCUCUUCAGGCAAGCAAGUUCGCUUUGUCUACGAAGCCUUCCGCCACAUGCAACCUGGUAUCCCGCUUCUCCACCUUACCGGCCGCCAGAAGCAGACUGCACGUCUGGAGAUCACCCAGAAGUUCUCGAAUGCAAAACACAGCUGCCUCUUCGCUACAGACGUCGUCGCCAGAGGUCUGGACUUUCCAGCCGUCGACUGGGUGAUUCAGGUCGAUUGUCCAGAAGAUGGAGAUACUUACAUCCACCGCGUGGGUCGGACAGCACGGUAUGAGAAAGCUGGACGAGCCGUACUGUUUCUUGACCCUAGCGAGGAAGAAGGCAUGCUUUCGAGGCUGGAGCAGAGGCGGGUGCCCAUCGAGAGGAUCAACGUCCGAAACAAGAAGCAGAUGUCCAUCAAGAAUCAGCUGCAGAGUAUGUGCUUCAAGGACCCAAGUCUGAAGUAUCUGGGUCAGAAGGCAUUCAGUUCGUACGUGAGGAGCCUGCAUAUUCAGAAGGACAAGGAGGUGUUCAAGCUGGAGAAGUAUCCACUGGAAGAAUUUGCGGCAAGUUUAGGGCUUCCUGGAGCACCGAGGAUCAAGUUCUUGAAAGCAGACCCGGCUGAAGUGAAGAAGUUGAAGAACAGGUCAAGGAUGGAGACGGCUGUGUCGGAGUCCGAGGACGAGGGUAGCGAUGCUGAAGAAGGAGGCGAAGACAAGAGCACCAAGAAGAAUGGCGUGCGGACGAAAUACGAUCGUAUGUUCGAGCGGCAGAACCAAGACGUCUUGGCCGAUCAUUAUGCGAAGAUGGUCCGGAAUGACGACAAGGAUGAUGUUGACUUCGGAAGGCUGGACGGUGAACAAGCAGGCGACGACGCACUGUUUGACGUCAAGCGGCGUAUUCCUGCGGAUUCUGCAUCAGGCUCAGACGAAAGAGAUGUCCCGGCAGCCAACGGUUACGCCGAGGAGACAGGUGGGGAGAUAGGUGGCUCAGGGCCCAAAGCCAUCAACCUUCCCGGUGCCUCUGCUCCUCUCGUACUCGACUCUAAGCGUCGCGAGAAGCUCUUGAAAUCCAAGAAGAAGCUGCUCAACUUCAAAGACAAAGGCAGCAAGGUCGUAUUCGACGACGAAGGACAGGCUCAUCCGAUCUACGAGCUCGAGGAUGAAGACGCCUUCAAGGCACGCGGAGCGCCGGAUGAGCAGAGAGAGCGCUUCUUGCGGAGUGAGCAAGAGCGGGUCGAUGAGGCAGAUAGGGCUGACAAGCAGCUUGCGAGGGAGAAGAGGCGGAUCAAGAAGGAGAGGAGAAAGGAGAGGGAGAGGGCGGAGGAUGAAGGCGAGGCUGAGGACGGUGCGGUUGGUGAUAGCAAUGAGGAUCUGCUUGCUAACUUUGCUGCUGAUGCUGAUGGGAUGGAUGAGGAGGAUGAGGAAGAGGAACAGCCCAAGGCGAAACGGCAGAAGAAGUGGUUCGAGCAAGACCCGAAAGUCAGUAGGGACGAGGAGGAGCGAGAGAUUGGGACGCUGGAUGAGCUGGAGGCGGAAGCUGCUAGACUGCUCGGCUGA